Onychomys torridus (southern grasshopper mouse) is the source of this 1246-nucleotide messenger RNA. RefSeq names its product aldolase, fructose-bisphosphate B (gene Aldob). Gene Ontology annotation, molecular function: fructose-1-phosphate aldolase activity; fructose-bisphosphate aldolase activity. NCBI's taxonomy places the organism in Eukaryota, Metazoa, Chordata, Mammalia, Rodentia, Cricetidae. The transcript has 9 exons. Gene Ontology annotation, cellular component: cytosol. The coding region runs from base 71 to 1165 and encodes 364 amino acids. The record is from RefSeq and is a predicted model, not a curated record. Gene Ontology annotation, biological process: glycolytic process; fructose 1,6-bisphosphate metabolic process.
GCAGCUGCCACCUCACACAGCUUCUGAUAUCUCUAUCAGAGGACUCUUCUCCUUCACUAUACCUGUCACCAUGGCCCACCGAUUUCCAGCCCUCACCCCAGAGCAGAAGAAGGAGCUCUCAGACAUUGCCCAGCGCAUUGUUGCCAAUGGGAAGGGCAUUCUGGCUGCAGAUGAAUCUGUAGGCACCAUGGGGAACCGCCUACAGAGGAUAAAGGUGGAAAACACUGAAGAGAACCGCAGACAGUUCCGAGAAAUCCUCUUUACUGUUGACAAUUCCGUCAGCAAGAGCAUCGGGGGAGUGAUCCUUUUCCACGAGACCCUCUAUCAGAAGGACAGCCAGGGAAAGCUGUUCAGAAACAUUCUCAAGGAGAAGGGAAUUGUGGUGGGCAUCAAGUUGGACCAAGGAGGUGCUCCCCUUGCAGGAACAAACAAGGAAACCACCAUUCAAGGGCUUGAUGGCCUCUCCGAACGCUGUGCUCAGUACAAGAAAGAUGGUGUUGACUUUGGGAAGUGGCGUGCUGUGUUGAGGAUUGCUGACCAGUGUCCCUCUAGUCUUGCUAUCCAAGAAAAUGCCAAUGCUCUGGCUCGCUAUGCCAGCAUCUGUCAGCAGAAUGGGCUGGUACCUAUCGUUGAGCCAGAGGUGCUGCCUGAUGGAGACCAUGACUUAGAGUACUGCCAGUACAUUUCUGAGAAGGUCCUGGCUGCUGUCUACAAGGCCCUCAAUGACCAUCAUGUUUACCUAGAAGGUACCCUGCUAAAACCAAACAUGGUGACUGCUGGACAUGCCUGCACCAAAAAGUAUACACCAGAGCAAGUGGCCAUGGCCACUGUCACUGCUCUUCACCGCACUGUUCCUGCAGCUGUUCCUGGUAUCUGCUUUUUGUCUGGAGGCAUGAGUGAGGAGGAUGCUACACUCAACCUCAAUGCUAUCAACCGUUGCCCUCUGCCAAAGCCCUGGAAACUGAGUUUCUCAUAUGGAAGAGCCCUCCAGGCUAGUGCACUGGCUGCCUGGGGUGGCAAGGCUGAAAACAAGAAGGCAACGCAGGAAGCUUUCAUGAAGCGAGCCCUGGCCAACUGCCAGGCAGCCCAAGGACAGUAUGUUCACGCAGGCUCUUCAGGUGCUGCGGCCACCCAGUCACUCUUCACAGCCUCCUACACCUACUAGAUCCUGUCUCCCACCAGCCAGGCUCCAGCUCUCCUAAGUAUUUUGGUUGGAGAGCCAAGAGGCUUCAGUCAACCCUGGGGA